AUGGUUGAAGAGUGUUGGAAUAAAAUCACUACAACAGCUGAAAUAUUUCAAAAAUACUGCUCAGAAAUUGGGGUUGAUGAGAUUCACUUUGAGGAUGUCUACUCUUUAGAAGAACAAUUGGACAAAGAAACUAAAGGGUUUAUAGUUAGCCUUCCUUAUCCAAUUCAAAACAUACACUUUUAUGAAAAUAAUUACCAAACAGAACAUCACCCAAUUUUUAUUCAACAAACUAUUGGUAAUAUUUGUCCAUUAAUGGCAGUUAUUCAUAUUUUGAUUAAUUCCCCUUCUGUUAAAUACCAAAAUGAUGGGGUGUAUGGUCGUUUUGUUCAUUCAUUACAACAGGCACAAACGAAGGAAGAAAUAGCACAAUGUUUCCAAGUAUUUAAACAAAUUCAUUUGCAAAUAUCAAGAAAGUGUAGUACAAAAGAAGAUGAAGAACGAGAAAACACACAUGAAGUAUACCACUGUAUUGCCAUUAUUCCAUUUAAUUCAUACAUUUUUGUUUUAGAUGGGAGAAAAGGAAGUUAUUGUGUUCUUCCAUUACCUUCAAGGUCAUCAUUUGUAUCACAAGCACUGUCAUUUAUUUGUAAUAAUGCACCAUCAAAUGGACUAUUUUCAGUAGUAAGCCUACGUUAA
Entamoeba nuttalli P19 is the source of this 636-nucleotide messenger RNA. Its product is annotated as ubiquitin carboxyl-terminal hydrolase, family 1 protein. Bases 1 to 636 code for a protein of 211 amino acids. Gene Ontology annotation, biological process: protein deubiquitination; ubiquitin-dependent protein catabolic process. Gene Ontology annotation, molecular function: cysteine-type deubiquitinase activity. The record is from RefSeq and is a predicted model, not a curated record. Lineage: Eukaryota; Evosea; Mastigamoebida; Endamoebidae. Gene Ontology annotation, cellular component: cytoplasm. The transcript has a single exon.